This is a messenger RNA of Aspergillus sclerotioniger CBS 115572, 981 nucleotides long. Its product is annotated as anion-transporting ATPase. Gene Ontology annotation, molecular function: ATP hydrolysis activity; ATP binding. The transcript has 2 exons. Gene Ontology annotation, cellular component: GET complex. Gene Ontology annotation, biological process: post-translational protein targeting to endoplasmic reticulum membrane. Bases 1 to 981 code for a protein of 326 amino acids. Lineage: Eukaryota; Fungi; Ascomycota; Eurotiomycetes; Eurotiales; Aspergillaceae. The record is from RefSeq and is a predicted model, not a curated record.
AUGUCUUCCGCCGUGGUGCAUAGCGACGACCUCAUGGAGCCCACACUCCAGUCGGUUGUUAACCAGAAGACCCUGCGCUGGAUCUUUGUCGGCGGUAAAGGAGGUGUCGGCAAGACUACGACUUCUUGCUCUCUCGCGAUUCAGCUUGCCAAAGUUCGCAGAUCGGUCCUACUCAUCUCCACCGACCCCGCACACAACCUGAGCGAUGCUUUCGGACAGAAGUUCGGAAAGGAGGCCCGCCUUGUUGACGGUUAUUCGAACCUCAGCGCUAUGGAGAUCGACCCGAACGGCAGCAUUCAAGAUCUCUUGGCUAGCGGCGAAGGCCAAGGAGACGACCCUAUGUCUGGCAUGGGUGUCGGUGGAAUGAUGCAGGAUCUGGCGUUCAGUAUCCCCGGUGUUGAUGAAGCUAUGUCUUUCGCCGAAGUUUUGAAGCAAGUCAAGUCCCUGUCCUACGAGGUUAUUGUGUUUGACACCGCACCGACCGGCCACACUCUUCGCUUCCUCCAGUUCCCCACCGUGCUAGAGAAGGCUCUCGCAAAACUGUCGCAGCUGUCGUCCCAGUUUGGUCCCAUGUUGAACUCGAUCCUUGGUUCUCGUGGUGGAUUGCCGGGUGGCCAAAACAUUGACGAACUGUUGCAGAAGAUGGAGUCCCUGAGGGAAACGAUCAGCGAAGUCAAUUCGCAGUUCAAGGACGCUGACCUGACCACCUUCGUCUGCGUCUGCAUUGCAGAGUUCCUGUCUCUGUACGAAACUGAACGCAUGAUCCAGGAACUCACCAGCUAUAAUAUCGAUACCCAUGCCAUCGUGGUCAACCAGCUCCUGUUCCCGAAACAGAGCAGCGCCUGUGAACAAUGCAAUGCGCGGAGGAAGAUGCAGAAGAAGUACUUGGAGCAGAUCGAAGAGCUGUAUGAAGACUUCAACGUGGUCAGAAUGCCAUUGCUGGUUGAAGAGGUCCGAGGCAAGGAGAAACUUGAGAAGUAA